Molecule: messenger RNA, 4552 nt
Organism: Phaedon cochleariae (mustard beetle)
Lineage: Eukaryota; Metazoa; Arthropoda; Insecta; Coleoptera; Chrysomelidae
Source: the annotation of a GenBank genome assembly
AUGGUUAUUCAUACACCUACUCCAGCAGCUCCACACACGUAUCAAACGAGAGCUAGAGGCAGAGGCAGAUUGUCAACAACGCCAACUGCAAGGAGCCCUGGCAAGACUUCUGAGGAUAGAAGCCCACCUGUGUUAUAUGCAGAAGGUGAUGAGAACUUGCUACAAGGUAUGAUUAGGUUAAGUGAUCCUGAGGCAGCAUCAGCUUUGGAGCAGUUACCAGAUGAGAUCAGUAAAUCUGGUCACAGGAGUGUUGAUAGGGGGCCACAUGGCAAGGAUUCUGCAAGUGGAGGCAGUGAAAAUGUUGAUAGGAUAAACAACAAAGGGUUUGGUGGUGCCAAACCUAAAAUAUCAGAUGUAUCAUUAGGACAGAAUCCCCCUAAUUUAGCUAAAAGUAGAGUAAAAAAUGCUGUAUAUUCCACAGGACUAGGGCAUAAGCAAAAUGUGAAUGUUUUACAAAAUAAGAUAGAAGAGCCAUUGCUGAUUUUUUGGAAGUUGGUUUCCACAACAGUAGAUCGAAACUUUAAAAUAACUACCUACAGAUACAUUACGAGUAGGACAUUUGCAAUGCAGAAUUCAAGCAAAAACUUGCACACUGACGAAAGAACAUUUGAAUGUCAUAUUUGCCAUCAGGAACAUCGGACAGAGAAGGAUUUGAAAAUUCACGUUAGACUACACACUCGCGAAAAGAGCUUCGAGUGUGACGUUUGCCAAAAGAAGUUUAGUCGAAAGGGAGGUUUAAAUACACACCUUAAUGUGCACACUGGCGAGAAACCCUUCGAAUGCGACAUUUGCCAUAAAAAGUUUGGGCGAAAAGGUAGUUUGAAAAUACACAUCAAUCUGCACUCUGGUGAGAAACCCUUUGAGUGCGAUAUUUGCCAUAAAGAGUUCAGGUACAAAGGUGCUUUCAAUACACAUUUCAAGAUGCACACUAGCGAAAAACCUUUCGAAUGUGACGUUUGUGAUAAAAAGUUCGGACGGAGAGGAACUUUGAAUAAACACCGUGAGGUGCACAGUGGCGAGAUACCGUUUGAGUGCGACUCUUGUCAUAAAACGUUUAGAGAAAGAAAAACUUUGUCAGAACACCUCAAUGUGCACACUAGUGAGACACCCUUCGAGUGCGACAUUUGUCCUAAGACGUUCGUACUGAAAAGAAGUUUGAAUGAACACCUCAAGGUACAUAAUGGGGAAAAACCCUUUGAGUGUGGUAUUUGCCACACAAGAUUUGGUAAAAAAAUUGUUUUGAAAGAACACCUUAUGGUGCACACAGGCGAAAAACCUUUCAAUUGUGACAUUUGCAAUAAGACGUUUAGGCAAAGAGGAGUUUUGAAUAAACACCUCCAAGUGCACACUGGCGAAACACCCUUCGAGUGUGACAUUUGCCUCAAAAGGUUCAAGUAUAGGAAAACUUUGAAGAGACACCUCAACCUGCACACUGCAGAAAAACUUUACGAGUGCGACAUUUGUAAUAUGGAGUUUAGGCGAAAAGAAAGUUUGAAAGGGCACCUCAAUGUACAUAAUGAGCAAAAACCCUUUGAGUGUAAUAUUUGCCACACGAAAUUUGGUCAAAAAAUGGUUUUGAAAGAACACCUUAUGGUGCACACUGGCGAAAAACCUUUCGAGUGCGACAUUUGCCAUGAGAGGUUUAGGCAAAGAGGAGUUUUGAAUAAACACCUCAAAGUGCACACUGGAGAAAAAUCCUUCGAGUGCUUCAUUUGCCAUGAAAAUUUCAGGCAUAGGGAAACGUUGAAGAGACACUUCAAUCUGCACACUGGCGAAAAACCCUUUGAGUGCGACAUUUGCCAUAUGAAGUUCAGGCAUAGGGUAACUUUGAAGAGACACCUCAAUCUUCACACUGGCGAAAAAACCUUCGAUUGCGACAUUUGCCAUGAGAAGUUCAGAGAAAAAGAAAUUAUGAAUGAACACCAUAUGGUGCACCAUAGUAUAAAAACCUUGAAGUGUGAAAUGGAUGAAAACUUCGAGGAAGAUAUUGGCAAAAUAGCAUUCGAAAGUCAUACUCGUGAUGAAAAAAUGUUCUCGACAAAAUGCUAUCUGAUUGGACACACCAAUAGUAGCAGACCAUCCGAAUCUGAGGUUGAUGAAUAUGGUGGUGGUUCAAUCGCAUCAGAAGAAGGCCAUUGCAAAACCAAUUUCACUGAAGAUGAGCAGUCCAAGAUAGAAAUCGAAUACAACGAACUUUCAUUGGACGCUGAAGAUAAUGUCGUUGAAAUAAAGAAAGAAAGCAUCUACAUUGAGUAAUAAGGUGAAUGGUGUAUGCUUCAAUAUGAUGCUUGUCUCUAUAAGGCAGGACCGCACGUUACCUCGAAUCAUGCAAAAAACACCUAGACGAGAACCCCAAAAUUUAAGGAAGUUUGAAUGAACACUGUGCUGUGAAAACCCUUUGGAAAGUGACAGUUUCCAUUAGGAAGUCAAGUGAAACCAUGGAUGAACAUCACGAGGUACACACUCCUGAAAAACCCUUCGAGUGUGACCUUUGCCACAGAAAGUUCAAGCAAAGGUGUGGAUUAAAUACACACCGAAGGUUGCACACUGGUGAAAAGCCCUUUGAGUGUGACAUCUGCCACACAAAGUUCAGGCUGAAAAGAAAUUUAACUGACCACCGUAUGGUGCACACUGGUGAAAAGCCAUUUGAGUGUGACUUUUGCUAUCAAAAGUUUAGGCGCUUCAAAACUUUGAGUGAACAUCGGAGAGUGCACAGUGGCGAAAAACCCUACAAAUGUGACAUUUGCAAUGCAACCUUCACGCAAAAAGGAAGUUUGAAUGCUCACCACCGUAAGGUCCAUGCUGCCAAAAAAUCCUUUGAGUGUGACAUUUGCCACAAAAACUUCCAACAACUGGAAACUUUGAAAGAUCACCGAGACACGCACACUGACCGUGAAAAAUUCCUGGAGUGUGACUUUUGCCAUAAAAAAUUCAAGCAUAGAGGCAAUCUGAAUGUACACCUCAAAGGUCACACUGGUGAGAAAUCUUUAGAGUGUGAAAUUUGCCUGAAAAAGUUUAGGCAGAGACGAAAUCUGAAUGAACAUCGUAUGAUGCACACCGACGAAAGGCCCUUCGAGUGUGAUAUUUGCAAUUCGAAAUUUAUGACGAAGAAUAGGUUGAAGACUCACCAUAAAAUGCACAUCCGCAAUGAAAACAAACACGUCAAAGUAGAAGCUGAAGAAAUACCAUCUGAAUGUCAUACUUCCGAUGAUACGAAACUUCACGAAGUACAUGCUGAAGGACCGACCAAAUGCGAGCCUGGUAACCAUGACAUUGAUUCUUUUCCAACAUCAGCAGAAUAUCUUGACACCGAUAUCAUUGAAGAUGAAUACAAUAUCAAAAUUGAACCCAUCAACGACCUACUUUUGGACGAAAGAAAUUUUAUCAUCGAAAUAAAGAAAGAAGAAGAUCGUUACUAGCAGUUGAGGUGAAUAGUCUGGGUGGUCACAAAAAAACCGGAAAUUUUUAUUUUCCUCGUGGUUUCAUAAUUUUUCAACAGAAUUUGAAUUUCUCGACGUCAUUUUGGAGCUUAAGGGCUAUAUUUGCAAUAUUUGAAAAUUCCUAAAUUGAAAAACAAAACAAAAUGGUGGCGUAUCUCAAACAUUGUUGAUUUACAAAAACCGCUAGCGAAUAAGAAAAUCAGCAUUUUUCUAACCUGUUCCGAUGUUAUUUUAGUUUUAAUUAUGGAAUUUUCAAAUUGUGCACUGUAUACUAUAGCCCAUUAGCUACAAAAUGACGUCAAGAAAUUCAAAUUCGGUUGAAAAAUGAUGAAACCACGAGGAAAAUAAUAUUGGGCGAAAGAAUAGGAUAGAAUAGAAUAUUUAUUCGUCCAAUAGACCAAUUUACAUUGGUAUAGGAAAAGAGAUCCAUAGAAAGAAAAAUAAGAACAUUAUUAUAUGAGCAGUUAUGAACAAUAGUCUAUAAGAUGCUUUAUUAUUCAUAUAUCUUCAAUAGUUCGAACUAUUGUAGAUAAUGAAUAAUAGAGAGUUGGAGUACACACUGUACGUUGACCUCCACGUAGACGUUAACGUACGGAAAAUAACGUUUACGGAUUAUCCUUAAACUCAGUUGUAGUCAAGUUGAAGUCAUCGUAACGUAAAAAUGAAUGUUUGUUUUCGGUUUUUAUUGGCACUUUCUGGUUGUUUGUUUCGAUCUGAACAUUAAUAUUCGUGUUCAAAUGAGUGAAAUCCUUGAAGAAGAACUUUUUGGGGAUCCAGGCUUCAAUAAUCUUGACUCAAUAGCAUAUUUUGGUUAACGUACGUUGAUAUUUGAGGUGUACAUGAAAGUACGCAAGAUUACGUACACCCGUAAGCCCACUACCAACACAAACGUGGAAAAACGAGAAAUGCGUAGCUGUGAAUUUCUACGUUUACAUUAACGUUCAUGGCAGAACUUCAACUCUCUAUAAUAAAAAUUGACAAUGUAUAGUAGAUUUUGUUGGAAGAUAUUUUUCUGUCACAUUAUUAUGGAGUAAAGAUCUAUAGUCUAUAGGUAUUAUACUUCAAUUAUUAUUUGUAUAUCUUUAUAAUUAGUUCAAAUAAUUAUGAUAAUA